GAAAAUUUCGGCAUGUUAAGAUAUUAGACAACAGUUCCUAAAAAGUGGUUCAAAGGACUGCUAUAUACAGUAUUCACUUUGAAGUGCGGUGUUCAUAAGAAAAGAAAAAAAACCAAUAAGUAUGGGUUACGAAGAAGGGGAAGAAUCAACAGUUCCUUAUGAGCAGUUACAAGGAGACAAUUUCGAAGAUGAGGAUUUAGAAAGUGGUUCUCAUCGUUCUCAGCAGCAUCCUCGUCACGGUUCCAGUUCUUAUCAGCAGCACGUCGUCGGUGACGAAAACACCAUCAAUCCAGAAGCUCCAUCGGCAACAACAGUGAUGGAACAUGAGCUAGACGCGGAUAAGAUCGUUUCGGCGUCGGACGACUCAAGCAGGGAGACAACAACUGCGCAAACUUCGCUAGUUCAGCACAGCCAGUCGGAGGACCUGGGGCAACCACCUGUUGUUACGAUGGGAGCUAAAUCGAACCGACCGGGUUCUCAGCAGCAGCAGCAGAGGCUGCUCAGCAAACGACUGAUGAUGGUCAACGUUCUGGCCAACUUUCUCAUGUUUGCCAUCGCCGGGUUUAUCACCUAUCACUGUUUCAACAAGGCCACGGUGCUGUUUUCGUGGCAUCCGUCUUUCAUGAGUGUUGGGUACCUCAUCCUGAUGUCCCAGGCUGUACUCACGCUAUCCGGAGCAAACAUUCUCACCUACAAGAAACACCACAAAACGCGCGUCUUCAUCCACUGGCUGCUUCAGGCGCUGGCCGGCAUUCUGAUCACCGUGGCCUUCGUAUGCAUCGUGCUCAACAAGAUCCGCAUGGACAAGCCACACUUUCAAACGUGGCACGGCCUGCUAGGGCUGAUAACCGUGAUCCUCACGUUGGCUUCGAUCGGGGGAGGAGUUUUCACCAAGUACGGCUUCCAGCUGCGGCACCUGAUGCGACCUAUCUAUUCGAAGAUCGUGCACGGCAUUGCGGGAACGAUAACUUAUGUGAUGGGUUCGGUGACCAUCGGAUUCGGUAUCUAUUCUCGCUGGUUCCAGGAGGACAACGAUAGUCAGACGCGAUUGGCGUUGCUUUUGGGACUGAUUGCCGUUAGCUUGUACAUCAUCAUAAACCCGAUAGCGGCCACGAUUAGCAGAACUAAAACUGCCUUGCGAUCGGCGCUAUGAUCGUUUUUUCGUUCUGCUACCAAUUAAAUCCUCUUGAAUGCAAACUUUUUUUUAAAAUCUAUAUUUACAACGCAUGUUAUUAUAAAUUAAGGCUUGUUCGGCAUCUAAGAAAUAUAUUUAGGUAUUUUUACCACAAAACAAUAAA
This is a messenger RNA of Uranotaenia lowii, 1298 nucleotides long. RefSeq names its product probable transmembrane reductase CYB561D1. The transcript is spliced from 3 exons. The coding region runs from base 122 to 1153 and encodes 343 amino acids. NCBI's taxonomy places the organism in Eukaryota, Metazoa, Arthropoda, Insecta, Diptera, Culicidae. The record is from RefSeq and is a predicted model, not a curated record. Gene Ontology annotation, molecular function: transmembrane monodehydroascorbate reductase activity.